AGCAGCCCUAUUAGUCGCGAAACUGCGCGAACGUAAUCGCGUUUACCGAGAGGAAUCUCACGCGUGAAAAUCGAGUAACGCGAGAUCGCGAUCGGCUGCCGCGUUUUUAACACCUUUGCUUAAAUCUCGAUUUUUGCGAGGUUUCUUUUCGUUGCGUUAUUUUAAUUUGUCUGUUCGCAUUAAAAAAAUAACACUCGUCAAAGUGCAAUCAAUGGUGAUCGGUGACAAUAACGAAAAUGCAGAGAGCCAUCUCUGAAUCAGUGCGUCGAGAUACUUUCAUAUUGCGCGAACGUAGCGAUUGCAAUUUCGUAUAAGAAUAUUGCGCGAUACCACGUGGAGUUUUGUCCGCGAUCUUCAUUCGUUUGAUACUACUUGGUUCUUCAAUAGGAUUCUUCAAUUGUAUGUUAUGACAGAAAACUUUCGAUUUCAUUGCGCUUUCAUCAAUUUUAAGUGGAACCGUUUUAAUCCACGUUAAACAUCGAGCGUCGAAGACUCGCGAGAAGUCUCGAGCAAAUUAAGAAGUCCGGAGGCACGUGAUGGAAUAAGCAGGGAGAAAGAGAGAGGAAGGGUAGUGAUAGCAGGCGAGUUGAUCGGUGCGUGGGUGCACGCGUGUAAUGGUGGAGCGAGUUGCACGCGCACGAUGCAGCUGAUGACCUUGAACUCCCUGCUGAUGUUCGAUCUCGUGUUCCUGUUUUUCCUGUUUCUCGUCGGGGUCUCCUGUCUCGUAUACUAUCUGCCGGGUACUCGAGCGCAUGCUUUCGCGCCACAUGAGAUCAUCACGGCGCGGACGCCGCCGCGCUAUGAUACGCCGAUCGACAAUGUGUAAGAAUGCCAACGGACGUGAUCGAAGUCCCAGGACUCGCGGUGGUAGCAGGGGAUGUUCUUACCCUGCGAGGCACAGGACUCGCUGCUGCAGAAACAUGGGCUCUCCUUUGCCAGGCUGCCCAGGCCCUCCAGGAUCUCUUCCUUUCAAAUGGAGGCGUGGUAGGUGGUUCGAGAGCAGGACCAGUUGUGACUCCGCAUACACUGGAAUUGACACCACGUGGUAGGGUUUUGCUGCAGCUUGCACCGCCAGAGACUGCUCGCGCGUAUCUACCACCAGAAUAUCGACCCGGUCGGAUUUAUUCGGACACGGAUUCGGAAAAAAUGUGGAUGUAUUCUUUAGGAAGAGCGUUACUUGACACGACCCCUAGAAUAGCGGCAUUAACGGGGACCGUUUCUGUUUCGCCUUCUUCCGCUUUGCAAUCAGUGUUGGCCGCUAUGACGGAGCCUGAUCCUCGCAGACGUGCCUCUUUGAUGAAUCUACUCGACGUAAUAUCCGAAUAUUGCCGGACGCGUCUACAAGCAAGACCUUUUACGCAUAUAGUGAUGGAGAUGUAUCGAGAAGUUGUAAGAUCACCGCAAUAUGCCGCGCGAAAGCGAGCAGCUUACUAUCAGAUGAAUGUUUUGUGUCCUUCACGAAACAUCAUCGAUCCAUCGACUCAUGAGAAAAUCUACGGCCAUUAUCAUCCGCAACGGCAGCAGGACCACGUCCAACUGUCAUCUUUUCAACAUCAGCUUCGUGUCGGACAUUUAUCAGAUCAGCUGACUAUUCAACAGCGGCAGCAGCAACAACAACAAGAUCACGUUCAAUUUCCGGUCAACCAAUUUCGCUCGCUUCAACAGCAGCAAAAUUAUACCCAGUACUCGCAGGAUCAUCGUCACAAUCAUCAUCACCAUUAUACGAAGGGAGCGAAUUUCAGGGCGCAAUCGCGCAAUUCCUUGUCGCAUCCUAAUCUAUCAAGCUUAUGCGGCUCGCAGCAACAGUAUGGAGAAGUUACCACUAUGAAUGUCUGCAGAACGCAGUUUCAAUCACAAGUGGAUAUUCAAAGCGGUAGUCGAUCGAUAGGACCGGCGACGACUCAUCAUCAACGUCGGAUUCAUCAUCACUCGAGAACGUAUUCACAGCCGGUUUACACACUGCCUCAGCACACCAGAAGCAGCGGCAAUCUACCGACGACAACCAACGCGACAGUCGAGAGUAAUCCUGACAAAAAUAUUUACAACGACCCAAUAUAUGCCCUGCCGGUUAAGCCCUUCCUGAGCUCCCAGGAUGUGCGGGUCAACGGAUUAAUGGCGAAAGCGAUCCGUCGUGGCGACGAUAUUCACGAUGGAUCAUCGAUAAACAGGCAUCCUUCAAACACCGGUCGCUCUCAGCCUGACAUAAUCUCGCAACCAAACGAACGCCUUCACGAGGAUAUUUAUGAUUGCACAUCUACCAGAAAAAUGGCCCUACAAAGGCAACAUUCGAAUCCGCAGCUUCCUAAUAGAACGCAAGUUGACGAUGAUUUCAAACGAUUGUCGCAACCAAGCGUCGCGAUCACUGAAUCUCGAUGCGUCGCGCAAAAGGAAGAACAAAUGAUUCGACAACAAAAUGUGUCUUCCACGAGGCUCAGGAGAAUUCAAGGACCCCCGAAACCACCUCGAAUUAUCACCACCCUAAGAAGAGCCGCUUUCUCCGACUCAGAGUGUAACAGCCAGACAGAACCGCCGGCAAAACCUCCCAGAAUUAUGGUGAAAAAUGGGCCAAGAGCUCGGCGAGGAAGAGCAGUGCAAAGGGCUCCAUCGCGCCUAUAUAGAACGGUUGGUGGACCCAUGAGAUGUUUCAAUAAAGCACAAUGUGUAGGUCCUGAAUUUGUCGUUCGUGCCAAUCAGCCUCCGAAAACACUCAGCGUGGGUCAAGUUAAGGCGGGCAGUUCUGGCCGGAUAGUCGUAAUAAUGCUGACAGGACAACGCGUGGAGGUAACCUGCGAUCCUCAAAAAGUCACCGCUGGAGAUUUAUUCCAGGCUAUUGUCCAAGCGGAGAGUCUAGAUGAGAAUUUCACUCUGGGUCUGGCCGUAUUAUUGGCCGGGGAUUUCGCGAUGUUACCACCCGACACGAAAUUAAAUAAAGUUGCACCACCGGGAUGGUUAAGUAGCGGCAAGAGCAAAAGUCUCCUGGGUCUACCGACCAGUUUCAUGCUGUACCUGCGGCUUCGAUUCUUCCUACCAUCCCUUCGCGGCAUUAGAAGCUGGAUAUCGAAGCAUCUACUAUAUCUACAAAUAAGACGAUGUAUAUUGGAGCAGCAGCUGGUCUGCCCCUAUUCCGAAUUAAUCAAUCUGACAGGUCUUGCACUUCAAGCCGAAUUCGGAAACUACAACGUCAACGAGCAUGGCUGUGGACAUUAUUUCCUCCUCGAGCAUUACGUGCCCGAGUCCUUGAUAUUGAGCGCAGACCGGCAUCAAUCGCAGCCCUGCGUCGACGCCGAUACACUUCGGGCGCAGCUACACCGCGCUCACCGCGACCGCCGUGGCUUAGACUCGAACAAAGCCGAGGAGAUGUUCAUAACUCACGCACAGUCCCUGCCGGAUUACGGCUCUCACUACUACAUCGCCACGGUGGACUCGAAGGAGCUCGAGAAACUAAUGGCACAGCAAAGAAAAGGGAAGAGGACCGUGCCCGAAAACCGCGACGUCGUGUCGUCGCUCGACGGCGCGGAAAACGCUUAUCACCAGAAGAAAUCUGAAGAGCAGGAAACUUGUCCUGCUUACGGCAACAUCGGGAUCCCGCGAUUAAGUUCUCGCGAGAACGCGGCGAUGAUUCCUUACGCGGAUGAGCAGACAAAAGGCCCGAGAUUGUACGAUGAGAUGUGCAAUAAUAAGAACAAUAAUAAUAAUAUCAAUGGGAUUAACGGCAAUAAUAAUAAGAACAAGACUGGCAAGAGGAAAGCGGAGAGCAACGUGUGGUUGGCGAUACACGCACAAGGUUUGAAGCUGCUGGAACGAGGGGGAGAGCCGAGGGAGAGAACGGAAUUGGCUCACUUUCAGUGGAGGGACGUGCAAACAUUGAGUUACAGCAAGAGUUGCCUGGUAGUUUACAGCAAGUUGAAUGGAAAACGAUGCAAGUUUAAACUACGGAUGGAUCAUCGAAAAAGUUACUUCGCUUUCAAGCUCACUUCCCUGCAUCAUCAGUUCUUCCUAAGGCUUCGUUCGGAGCUUACGUCGCUUCAAGGCCUUGCUAAAGAUUUUGGAGUACCUCUGACAAUGGAAACUAAGCCAUCGCCAUUGAAAGUCAAAGUCAGUGAUGGCAAAACUAAAAUAGCGAUUGCGAACACCGUCAAGGUGCAAAAGAAAAUGAAUUAUCCGAUGCAACUAGAGGAAUAUCAGAAUAAGGAGAACGAAAAUCCUCAAAAGGACACUAAUGUGGUGGCAACAAAAGACGUUAGUCGUGAACCCUUUUAUUCGUCCGAAGAUGAUGCUCUUUACGCACAAGUAAAUGUGCGGUUGGAACCAGAAGGUCAAUCGCGAGACACAGAGGAGGAAUCAGAGAGAGGCAUAACGACUCCGAACGAAAUUUUGUUGGAACCUAAAUCGAGCUUAGAAACGAAAUCAAAGGAUGAUAAACUCUACGGUUCCUCUCGUAUAGACAGCGAAACUGAAACCGAAUGCACGUAUUCGCUUCCGAAAACCAUGUCAAACAGCAUCAAUCAGCUGGAUAAAUCUAACAAUCCUGAAGAAUUGUACGCUGCCAUUAAUAAAGUUCGUCUGUCGGUCAAGAACGAGUUUCCUGUUCCGGAUGAAGUUUGGAAUGUAUCAGACGUGAGAAAGACAUUGCAAAAGAUGAAGACAUCUAGUUUACCGAAUUAUGGCGUGCCAAAACAGUCGGGUGGUUUUCGUACACCCAGCUUACCGCGUCGAUUGGGCGUGAAAAUGGGAACACGAGCAAUCUACAGUAGCUUGGCGCAGAAAGAUAUCGCGCUUACCGACGACACGGAAUCGCUAUCUUUAAAAUCCGACACCGAAUCAUCCAUUCAAUCGAUAUCGGCGCGAUCCACCGAAUCACCCAUGCCAGAAGCAUACGUGCUGAAUGCCGAUAUACGAACCGACGACGAAACUUUUCAAGUUCCGGAGGACGAAUCAAUGUCGGCAUCCUUAAUGGCUCGUUUCGAAGAGCUGUCGUUUGCCGAGGAACGAGUUUUGCGCACGAUCAAGUUAGAACGCGGUCACGGUGGCAGCAUAGGUUUGCAAGUGAUGGAAGGUAACGGCGGCGUUUAUGUUCAGGCGGUCUCUGUUGGUGGAUCAGCUGAUAUGGCCGGAAAUGUUAACAAAGGUGACCGGAUCGUAGCAAUAAAUGGACAGAAUCUGCUCAAUCUUUGCUAUGAGGAGGCUCUGAAGAUGCUGCAGAGCUCGUCUGAAACGGUUGAGUUGGUCCUUUCGCAACCCGCUAUUCGAAAGAAUAUGGAAUCGAAAGAUGAACAGGAUCAAGCUGAUGUGGGGAAACGUUACUUACAAGACAUCAAAUUCGACGUGUCGUCAGAGGCGGAAACGUCCAGUAUGAUGAACAAAUGGAUCAAUCAGAAAACCACGGAUGUAGCAUCGGUGCAGAACACCUCGAGUGCUUAUAGUAGUGCCGCGUCUAGCGCGAUGGGGAAUCAUAAUAAUGCUAAUAGCUUAUACAUGACUGAUUUUGACAAUAAUACGCUAAAAUCUGCCAGUAUGUUGCUAUCUAUAGAAGAUUUCGACGUCAGUAGAACAAGCCGUCAAGUUUUUAUUUAGAUGGCGGAAAUCCACCUGUGCCACCGCGACGAACAAAACGCAAGAAUAAAUCUGCACCGAUCGCGCCGUCGAUGGCGAAAAGCGAUGCAAUGGAAGCGACAGACGAUGCGGGAUCUCGGCAAGAACCCCUGCCGGAA
Messenger RNA from Camponotus floridanus (Florida carpenter ant), 5711 nucleotides. RefSeq lists its product as uncharacterized. The transcript has 19 exons. Bases 829 to 5574 code for a protein of 1581 amino acids. Gene Ontology annotation, cellular component: cytoskeleton. The record is from RefSeq and is a predicted model, not a curated record. NCBI's taxonomy places the organism in Eukaryota, Metazoa, Arthropoda, Insecta, Hymenoptera, Formicidae. Gene Ontology annotation, molecular function: protein binding.